Molecule: messenger RNA, 2682 nt
Organism: Populus euphratica (Euphrates poplar)
Lineage: Eukaryota; Viridiplantae; Streptophyta; Magnoliopsida; Malpighiales; Salicaceae
Product: QWRF motif-containing protein 8
Exons: 7
Coding region: 540-2390 (616 amino acids)
Biological process (GO): spindle assembly
Cellular component (GO): cytoplasm; nuclear microtubule
Molecular function (GO): microtubule binding
Source: RefSeq, a predicted model, not a curated record
CACUCCAGAAGAAAAGUCUCUGCAACUCUCGAUAAAGUAGGUGGCGCGAAAACAGCGUCCCUCGUCUCAACUGAAAAACCGUUUCCUUUCCUUCCCUCAUUCUCAAUUCGAAACCUUCUUUACUCUUUUUUUUGUUAAUAUUAAUAUAUUACCUUUUCUCCCUCCCUCUCUCCAUAAAACCCGGUCACUAAACUUCCCUCGCCGUGAUAUUCUCCCUACGAUCACCGUUGACAGUCUCUCCUCUUUGGAUCCGCCGUCCCUUGAAGCCGCCACCGUCUUCUGCUGUUCAAUUCCCGAUCCUUCUCCAUGGCAUUGAAGCGAUAUUAACGGAACUAAUCAUAAUUGAUUAGUUUCCAUCAUUGAAGAACAGUUUUAUUAAUGCCAGUGAUUCCAGAUUUAUUGCAUGGAAAAGGAUCUUCUUUUUUAACAACUUGUGUGAUUCCUUUCAAUGUGGUAUACUAGAAAAUGAAAGCUGUCAAAUUUGGUUGUUUAAUUAUUUGAAAGAAUCCAUCAAUGUGGUCUAAUUUGGACAGUGUUUGAUGGAUGUAUGUGAAUUGGAGAAGCACACAGCAGUACUGGAUACCCCAAGACCCCCCCUGGUUCCAGCUGAAAGAAACAGCAAUGCAACAGCGAAAGCAGCAACCACCACCCGCCGUCCUCGGACGAGGGAAGUUGUUUCUAGGUACAAAUCACCCUCUUCAUCAACACCUUCUGUUGCUAGGCGUUUCCCAUCACCGAGCCUCAGUAGAACAUUGGCUGCACCUUCCCCGGUGGUGCCUAAAAGAUCUCAAUCGGCGGAGAGGAGGCGCCCUUCAACCCCACCUUCACCCCCAAGGCCUUCCACACCGGUUCAAGAUUCAUCAGUUGAUGCGCAGUUGCCAUCUAGAAGGCUAAGUACCGGUGGUCGGUUACAAGAGAGUUUAUGGCCCUCUACAAUGAGAAGUCUCAGUGUUUCAUUUCAAUCGGAUAGCAUUUCUAUUCCUAUCAGUAAGAAGGAAAAACCAGUUAAUAAUGUAUCCUCCGAUCGCACAUUGAGGCCUUCUUCAAAUGUAGUCCAUAAGCAGGCUGAAACGCCAACUGGGUCACGAAAGCCUACACCAGAGAGAAAGAGGAGUCCUCUUAAAGGGAAGAAUUCGCAGGAUCAAUCAGAAAACGCCAAACCAGUAGAUGGUUUACAUUCUAGAUUGAUUGAUCAGCAUCGAUGGCCAAGUAGGAUAGGUGGGAAGGUAUGUUCUAAUUCAUCACUGAAUAGAAGUGUGGAUCUCACCGAUAAGAAUGUGAAAGCUUUGUCAACUCCAGUUGGAAUUGGAUUAUCUUCACUCAGGAGAGCGCCCAUAAUUGAUAAUUCAAUAAAACCUUUACAAAAAUCAGCUAGUGAUACCUCGAGGUUAUCACUGGACGAAAUUGGCAGAGUAGUGUCUGAGGUGAAUUCGUUGGAUGAUAAAUUGCAGCGGUUAUCGGGUGCUCAGAAGCUUGUUGCAUCAAGUUUAUCGGACAGAAUAUCAUUAGUAACUCCUGUUGUUAGAUCUCAGUCCUUGCCUACUCCUGGAUCGCGUCCUGCAUCACCAAGUAGGUCUUCCAUCAAUAGAGGUGUAAGUCCAUCUCGGACAAGACCAUCUACUCCUUCUAGAGGGGUUAGCCCAUCUCGGAUAAGGCCAUCUAGUGUCUCCGUUCAGCCCAAUAAUUCUACUUCUGUGCUUAGUUUUAUAGCGGAUUUUAAGAAGGGGAAAAAGGGUGCAAGCUAUAUUGAAGAUGCUCAUCAGAUACGACUGCUAUACAAUAGAUAUUUGCAAUGGCGAUUUGCUAAUGCUCGGGCAGAGGCUGUUCUUUACAUUCAGAAAGUGACUGCAGAGAGAACUUUAUACAACGUUUGGGAUGCCACUUUAGCUUUGUGGGAUUUGGUAAUCAGGAAAAGGAUCAAUCUCCAACAGCUGAAGUUGGAGCUCAAACUCAAUGCAGUAUUGAUUGAUCAAAUCACCUACCUCGAUGAUUGGGCUUUACUUGAAAGAGACCAUAUUAAUUCUUUAUCUGAGGCUGUGGAAGAUCUGGAGGCAAGCACUCUUCGUCUUCCAGUGACCAGUGGAGCAAAGGCAGAUAUAGAAUCUUUGAAGGUUGCUAUUUGCUCAGCUGUUGAUGUGAUGCGUGCUAUGGGAUCAUCCAUAUGCUCUUUACUUCCAAGAGUGGAGGGGAUGAAUGCUUUGGUUUCUGAGCUUGCCACUGCUGCAGCACAAGAGAAAGCUAAGCUUGAUCAAUGUGAAGCUCUGUUGGCAUCAACAGCAGCUAUGCAGGUAGAGGAGUACAGCAUUAGGACUCAUCAUAUACAAAUGAAAGAAGUUCUGGAGAAGCAACAACCACUAUUCAUGGCAAUGAAAACACCCUCAUGGCUCUGAGCAAUUACUAAGCUAACUUUUCUCACUCAACAGAGAUAAAAUUACGGGGUCUUCUCUGGUCAAAUGUAAAUUGGUUUUUUCUUUUUAACCUUAACUUCGGUGGGAAAGUUCAUCUUUAUUUUAUUCUUUUUCUUCAUUUUUUUUUCUUGUAAUUUUUUAUAUCAAGGGAAUGAAAAGAAAAUGAAAGGGAAGGGAAGCGAAGGGUUGGAAAUUCAAUGUAGAAGCAGAUCUCAGAAAAGUAAAAAAGAAAUUAAAAGUUACAUAUUCUAUGUUUCCCUGUGAAACAGGCAAA